Molecule: messenger RNA, 2014 nt
Organism: Arachis duranensis
Lineage: Eukaryota; Viridiplantae; Streptophyta; Magnoliopsida; Fabales; Fabaceae
Product: peptidyl-prolyl cis-trans isomerase CYP40
Biological process (GO): protein peptidyl-prolyl isomerization
Molecular function (GO): peptidyl-prolyl cis-trans isomerase activity; protein binding
Source: RefSeq, a predicted model, not a curated record
AUGACUAUGAAAAGGAUCCGGAAGGAAGCGAUCGGUGGCGUCUCCGUCAAGCUCAACGCCGGAUGCAUCGCUGGCGUCGGUGGUAAAGAUUCACUUCCUGGGUCAUGCUUUCAUCGUAUUAUUAAGGGUUUUAUGAUCCAAGGAGGCGAUAUUUUUGCUGGAGAUGGUACUGGAGGAGGAUCUAUAUAUGUUAAGUUUGAAGAUGAAAUUUUUGAAUUGAAGCAUGAAAGGAAAGGGAUGCUACCAAUGGCAAACUCUGGUCCAAACACGAAUGGAUCUCAGUUUUUUAUCACCACUACUCGAACUUCUCAUCUAGAUGGUAAGCAUGUGGUAUUUGGGAAAGUAGUUAAGGGAAUGGGAGUGGUCCAUUCGAUUGAGCAUGUUACUACCAGAGAUGAUGACCGUCCUACUCUUGAUGUGAAAAUUGUGGAUUGUGGAGAAAUUCCUAAAGGAGAAGAUGAUGGAAUCUCCAACUUUUUCAAAGAUGCUAAUACUUAUCCUGAUUGGCCAGCAGAUCUUGAUGAGAGUCCUAAUGAACUUGAAUGGUGGAUGGAACCUUUUAACAACAUUAAAACUUUUGGUAACGAUUAUUACAAGAAACAAGAUUACAAAAUGGCUCAAAAGAAGUAUCGAAAGGCUUUGUGCUACCUAGAUAUUUGUUGGAAAAAAGAGGGGAUUGAUGAAGAGAAAAGUUCAGGUUUGAGAAAGACGAAGUCACAGAUUUUUACAAACAGCUCUGCUUGUAAAUUGAAAUUAGGCGAUCUCAAAGGAGCAUUGGAUACCGAAUUUGCAGUGCGAGCAAAUCUGAACCUACAUAUUUGUACACUCUGGAAAAGGGUUAUUUCUUGUUACCUGAAAGUGCAAAGUUCCGUCAUAAUGUACGAACUGUUAAUGUUAGCAUAUCAGCUUGGCACUCAUGCUUUGGAAAUAGGUGGCAGCAACUACUCAUAAACAGAUUUGUUGGAUAUGAUACAAUUUUAAUCAACAGUUUAUUAAGUUCUGCUGGCUAAGGUUAUCUAUAUAACUACCAAACAAAGAAAUUCUAUAACCUUAGCUAUGCACAAGAACCUCCAGAUGGCCCAGCUAGGUUUGGAAGUUUGUUGAUUUAUUCUGCUAUUUACUUUGUUGAGAACCUCUUGUUUAGAAAUGUUGUAUUUUGCAGUCUCUACUUUAACUAAUGGAUAUCUUUUAUUUGCCUACUGAUAUCUUGUAGGUCGUAGAGGAGUUUGGCAUGAAAUUCAUAUUCAACUCUAGAUUUCAGAUUUCAAUGGUCCAAUAUUUGUUAUACUUUAAAUGAUUUGACAAUAAGUGAUUACCAUUAAUACCUUAGCUCUCUAUUUGGGUAUUGUUUGUGAAUUAAGAGGGUGGUGCUUUACUGAUUGCGUCAACAAGGCAAACAUAUAAGCUGGACAAUAGUUGAAAAUUGUUAAGGAUUCUUUUUCCAAUUUACUUGAAUUCAAAAUUUUAACACUUGUCACUUGUUUCUUUCUUCUGGUCAUUUUAGGUUUUUGACAUAUCAUCUUUGCAAAUUUUUACUCCUCAAGAACUGGACUACCUGCUUUGUGGUUGUAGGGAGAUGUGGAAGGCUGAUACACUAGUUGACCAUAUAAAGUUUGAUCAUAGAUACACUGCCAAGAGCCCUGCCAUAGUCAAUCUUUCGUUAAUUGCAGCCAAUGCUUCGUCUAAUGGGAAUGGGCCUUCAGAAUCAGCAGUUGAUGACUUGCCAAGUGUGAUGACAUGUGCUAAUUACCUGAAGCUUCCUCCUUAUGCUACCAAGGAAAUUAUGUCCAACAAGCUACUCUAUGCAAUCAAUGAGGGGCAUGGAUCCUUUGAUUUAUCAUGAGUCUCAGGAACUAACCAAGCUAUCCUUGAAUGUUAAUAUGAUGAAUUAAGGCUUACUUUUGAUGCUGAAUGUAAAGGGAUUCGCGGAGCUCAUUUUAGCUAUUAGUGUAUGUUGUAUUUUUCAAAUAAUAAAUUUUAUUUUUUUGACAAAUGUGAUGAAAGUUUAUGUAUG